GAAAAGUUAAAAGUAAUCAUCAAAAUAGAAUAAUACAUGUCAGCUCCAUGCAGUGAAAUUAUUGGAGAUAUCGAAGAUUUAAUAUCAUCACAAAACAUUACACCAAAAACACGAUAUAGUUUUAAAAAAAAUAUUAUACGUGCUAAUAGAAAGAAAAAAGAUCUUGUCCUACCUGAAUUACAAAUUUAUUCCAGUAUAAUUCCAGGUACACAAAUAAUUUAUAUCAGAACUUGGGGAUGUACACAUAAUAACUCGGAUAGUGAAUAUAUGGCAGGACAACUUGCUGCUUAUGGUUAUAAUUUAACCGAAGAUAAGCAUGUAGCAGAUUUAUGGCUUCUAAAUUCUUGUACAGUAAAGAAUCCAUCCGAAGCUCAUUUUAAAAAUGAAAUAGAGACUGGAAGAAAAUUAGGAAAACAUAUUGUUGUAGCUGGAUGUGUAUCACAAGGAGCUCCAAAAUCUAGUUAUUUACAAGGUCUAAGUAUUAUUGGAGUUCAUCAAAUUGAUAGAGUAGUUGAAGUUGUUGAAGAAACAUUAAAAGGAAAUACAGUAAAAUUAUUAAGUCAAAAAAAAGAUGCAGGUAGAAAAAUAGGUGGAGCAUCUCUUUCUUUACCAAAAGUUCGGAGAAAUCCACUUAUUGAAAUUAUUGCAAUCAAUACUGGUUGCCUUAAUCAGUGUACAUAUUGUAAAACAAAACAUGCAAGAGGUGAGCUUGGAAGUUACAGACCUAAAGAAAUUAUAGAGCGUGCUAAACAGGCUUUUGAAGAAGGAGUGAAUGAACUGUGGUUAACCUCUGAAGAUACUGGAACUUAUGGCAAAGAUAUUGGAACAACUUUACCAAAAUUACUUUGGGAAUUGAUCGAAGUUAUACCUGAUGGAUGUAGAAUGAGAAUUGGAAUGGCCAAUCCACCAUAUAUUUUAGAAUAUUUAGAAGAUAUAUCUAAAAUCUUACAACAUCCAAAAGUUUACAGUUUCUUACAUAUACCUGUACAAUCUGGUAGUGAUAAAAUCCUUUCUGCUAUGAAAAGAGAAUAUGUAAGGAGUGAUUUUGAAUAUAUUGUUGAUUAUCUUAAAGCACGAAUUCCAAGAAUAACUAUAGCAACUGAUAUUAUUUGUGGUUUCCCAAAUGAAACGGAAGAAGAUUUUGAAGAUACUUUAAAUUUAUGUAAAAAAUACAAAUUUUCUAGUUUAUUUAUCAAUCAAUUUUUUUCUAGACCAGGAACUCCAGCUGCUUUAAUGAUACAAGUUCCUACAAUUGAAAUAAAAAAGAGAACUAAAAUAUUAUCUGAAUUCUUCCAGUCUUAUGAACCUUAUAGUAAUGCAAUUGGUGAAGUACAGGAUGUUCUUGUAACAGAAGUAGCUCAUGAUAAAAAACAUUAUGUUGCACAUAAUUCAUAUUAUGAGCAAGUAUUAAUUCCAAAGAAAUAUGAAUUAAUGGGAAAACUUGUGAAAGUGAAAAUUAUAUCAGCGUCAAAAUAUUCCAUGAAAGGAGAACCAUUAAGCAAAGGUAUUUCACCAGCUAUAAACCGAUCUUUUAAAGAGGGAUUAGUUUCUGGAAAGCAUUCAAAUAUAAAACCAAUACCUGUACUUCCUAUUAUGGUGAUUUUCUUUGCUAUUAUUGGAAGAUUGUUAUGGAAAUGUUUAGUUGUAUAAAUAAAUGUAUUAAA
This is a messenger RNA of Ceratosolen solmsi marchali, 1664 nucleotides long. Its product is annotated as threonylcarbamoyladenosine tRNA methylthiotransferase. The transcript has 3 exons. Gene Ontology annotation, molecular function: tRNA (N(6)-L-threonylcarbamoyladenosine(37)-C(2))-methylthiotransferase activity; 4 iron, 4 sulfur cluster binding. Gene Ontology annotation, biological process: tRNA methylthiolation. The record is from RefSeq and is a predicted model, not a curated record. NCBI's taxonomy places the organism in Eukaryota, Metazoa, Arthropoda, Insecta, Hymenoptera, Agaonidae. Gene Ontology annotation, cellular component: endoplasmic reticulum. Bases 37 to 1650 code for a protein of 537 amino acids.